AUUUUGCAUACUUCUUUACCAACAUGACCCCAAUCUAUAAACAAGAGCAGACAACUGUAACAAGCAUUUUGUAAGAAUUAUGGCCCCGUUUUUCCACUUAAAAUAUGCAUAUUAUUGAUAAAUCUUUGUUACAGUUUACGUACCACCUCAAAUAUUUUCUAUGUCCCUUGACAUAUUGCUUUAAUCUUUUGCGUACUUCUUUACCAACAUGACCCCAAUCUAUAAACAAGAGCAGACUACUGUAAACAGCAUUUUGUAAGAAUUAUGGCUCCUUAGUGAUUUUGUUAUUACUACACAUGCCUAAAUACAUAUUAUGUAUAUCAUGAAAUUAAUGUAAUUUGUGUACAAGGAAUUAAUGUCAAUGUGUUGUACUAAAUGGUUUUAUGAAUAACGAACUUUUUAACUCUGACUAGAUUAUGUGUUAUACCAUUUUUUAUUGUUGUUGUGAAUAGGCAACACAAUGACUACUAGAUCUACGGACAGCCAGGAACCAGGACAAACAACAUCCGUACACACGGAAGAAGUCGAUGAGACGAGUACCGAAACUAAAGAACAUAGCGACACUGCACAAGAGUACAAUUCACAAGAUGCAGCAGAAAAUAUGUUGAACAGUAAAUCAUCGGAUAUCGAUGAUAGUGACAAUGACAAAGACUAUAUUCCGGAAGAAGGCGAUGCAUCGUCAGAUGAGUCGAUAGUUGUCGAACUCAUACCAAACAUUCAAAGAUUUCAAAAGAAGACAGCGUCAACACUACCUCCUGUUGAAUCCUUGCAAUCUCGUGAACGUGACGAAUCAUCCGCAGAGGCACACAAAACCAAUAUCACCAUCGCUCAAACAAAUAACAGCAAUGUUGAAUAG
Dreissena polymorpha is the source of this 856-nucleotide messenger RNA. RefSeq lists its product as uncharacterized. The coding region runs from base 461 to 856 and encodes 131 amino acids. The transcript has 4 exons. Lineage: Eukaryota; Metazoa; Mollusca; Bivalvia; Myida; Dreissenidae. The record is from RefSeq and is a predicted model, not a curated record.